Molecule: messenger RNA, 864 nt
Organism: Kalmanozyma brasiliensis GHG001
Lineage: Eukaryota; Fungi; Basidiomycota; Ustilaginomycetes; Ustilaginales
Product: Short-chain dehydrogenase/reductase SDR
Exons: 2
Coding region: 1-864 (287 amino acids)
Source: RefSeq, a predicted model, not a curated record
AUGCCUGGCCUUCGUCUCCCUCACCGUGUCGCUGUCAUCACCGGUGGCGGCUCCGGCAUUGGCCGUGAGUGCGCUCUCCUCUUCGCCUCCGAGGGUGCCAACGUCGUUCUCGCCGACAUCAACCUCGAAGCAUGCCAAAAGACUGCUGACAUGGUCAACGAGCGCUUCAGCAAGGCUGAGCUCCCCGUCAAGGCCAUCGCGAUGAAGUGCGACGUCAGCAAGGAGGACGAGGUGGCCGCCAUCGUUCAGCGUGCCGUCGACGAGUUCGGUCGUCUCGAUGUCAUGUUCAACAACGCCGGUAUCAUGCACCCUGCCGACGACAACGCUCUCAACACCGAGGAAAAGAUCUGGGACCUCACUCAGGCUAUCAACGUCAAGGGCGUCUGGUAUGGCUGCAAGCACGCCAUCGUUGCCAUGCGCAAGAACCCGACCGACGACUCAAAGAACCUUCACGUUGGUGGCUCCAUCAUCAACACCGCCUCCUUCGUGGCUCUCAGGGGCGCAGCGACACCUCAGAUCGCCUACACCGCUUCCAAGGGAGCCGUUCUCGCCAUGUCGCGCGAACUCGCCAUGGUUCACGCUCGCGAAGGCAUCCGUGUCAACUCGCUCUGCCCCGGGCCCCUCCAGACACCGCUGCUCAUGGACUUCCUCAACACACCCGAGAAACUCAACCGUCGUCUCACUCACUUGCCCCUCGGUCGAUUCGGCGAGGCUGUCGAGCAAGCCAAGGCCGUCCUGUUCCUCGCUACCGACGAGUCCUCCUACAUUCUCGGCCACGAUCUUCUGGUCGACGGUGGCCUGUCCGCAGCUUACGUCACCGCCGAGGGCCAGCCCGUCCUGCCUCCUCCUAAGAGCCUUGUCUAG